GAUUUGAAGACAGCCUAAUGAAUCGGAAGUUUUUCGAAAAUUUGGGAAGGAAAGCUUCUGUUUUGAGUUUUUUUGACAGAUGGCUAGAUUCCUUCUUCUGUGUUGCCUCUUCGCGGCGGCGCUGACGUCAUCAUUGACGGUGGCCAGAGACGAUAACGGAGUCUACUCGCCUUGUUCGGAUUCUACAGUCGGGAUCGGAGAUGGAUUCACUUUCGGCAUUGCCUUCGCGUCUAAAGAUUCAUUCUUCGGUGGUAGUACAAAUCAUACCGUUCAGUACUCUCCUUGCGAUCGCCGUCGUCUCUCUCUCAACGGAAACUCUGAGGUCGCCGUGUUUAGACCUAAAGUCGAUGAGAUCACUCUUCUUACCAUCAACACCUCUAGCUCCAACAAUUUCCGCCCGGAUGCGUCAAAGGGAUAUAUGGUAGCAUUCGCUGGUUCAAAAUACGCUGCAAGAUCAGUCCCAAUUAUGGUUGCUGACAGCAAUCACAUCGUCACAAGCUUCACCCUUGUUCUUGAGUUCCAGAAAGGGAGGCUUGAGAACAUGUUCUGGAAGAAAGACGGAUGCUCGAAAUGUUCUGGAGAUGCGAAAUUCGUGUGCCUCAACACAGACCAAUGUGCAAUCAAGUCGCAAAACUGCAAGAACCAAGGAGGACAAGCAGAUUGUAGCUUGGGGAUCCAGCUGGCGUUUUCAGGCACCGAUAAGCACUACACUGCUUUGAAUUCGUGGUAUGAGGUUGCCAAUCUGAAGCAGUACUCUCUCUAUGGCCUCUACUCCAAUGUUAAGGACUCUCUUACCAACCCAUUCAAAAACAUCUUCUGAUCACUUCCCUUCUCCUUUGUGUGUUUCUUACUUACUUUUGUAUUCUUCCUCGCCUACCUUUUUUUUUUUGGUUUCAUCCGUAUGAUUUAUGCUAUAUAUACACUGUAUUUUAUUUACUUAGUGUGUAACGUUUCGUAGAUAUGUUUUCUUAUGAGUGUUUCUAAAUCAAAAUUUAUUAUAUUGUAA
This is a messenger RNA of Camelina sativa (false flax), 1006 nucleotides long. RefSeq lists its product as uncharacterized. The record is from RefSeq and is a predicted model, not a curated record. Gene Ontology annotation, biological process: protein histidyl modification to diphthamide. Gene Ontology annotation, cellular component: cytosol. NCBI's taxonomy places the organism in Eukaryota, Viridiplantae, Streptophyta, Magnoliopsida, Brassicales, Brassicaceae. Gene Ontology annotation, molecular function: metal ion binding.